AUGCCUUCCUCGCUGCGCAAAUAUGUGCAACGGUCCCCCGCCGAUACGCAGUCGCGUACAGCUGUAGGAGGCACCGCCGCAGACCCCACGAUGCUGCCAGUGACAGUAAAAGAUGGCACCUCCUUCGCGGUUGCAUCGAAUCCCGCGCAGGCACCACUUACACAGGAGCGGGGUGGCAGCAGCGGCGCGGGGGCUGCUUCCGGUCCUUCUCCUUACCUACUCCCAUCCGGCAGCUACGGUCAUCCCAUGGGCAUCACCUCACCAUCCGUUGCCACUGUCAAGAACCCCUGUUUUGCUCCCUUCCUCCCGCCCGCCACUCCCCAGGCAAAUGUGGCCACUCAAUCAGCAGGUACUGCCCGAGGAGGCGGUGCGGGUGGCAGCGUCUCUGGCGCACCGGACAAUAUGGUAGUGCCAUCAAUGGGAAGUGGCCUUCGCAAAUCGAUCGCAUCCCCGUUUGGCGGCAGCCCGAACACACGUCUGCGCCAGCCCUUUGGGGUCGGGGCGGCUGCCCAAACCCUCCCCCUUUCACUUCAGCAGCAGCAGCAGCAGGGCCCUACCGGAACCCCGCCGCCACUGCAUCGAAGCUCCUUCGAUGGCACAAUCUCGUCCCCCACCCUUUCCUCAGCGGCCGCCGUGACAGGUGGAUCAGGAGACGGCGGUGGUGCUUCAUCUGCCGGCCUUCCUAGUACGCUCACAAGCGCCAUGUCCGUCUCGGGACUGUCGAACCACCUGCGCCUCAGCGAGGGGCUGAACUGCAUCGACUACCAUCCAAGCUUUCGCGCGCUGGCGAUUGGCAGCACCCGCCAGAUUCAUGUGGUAGAGGUGAUCGCAAUAGUGGGCCACGACGUGGCGGACGCGAUGCGACUGCGUCGACAGCGACAGCAACAGCAACAGCAACAGCCAAGCGCGAAUGCAGUCGGGUCACCAGACGGCGAGCGUCCUCAUGCCUCCCUCGGCUCCGCGGCUCCGCCCGACCUCCCUGUGUCGCCGCUGCCAGCGCCACGGUCUGCGCCGUUCCUGAUGCGCAACACCGGAGCCUUUGGCGGUCUCAACAAGGUGGAGAGCGUCGUGUGGUACCCCAGCACUGAGGAGGCCUCUCUGGCCUUCAUUCAGCCGGCGCGAACGGUGACCAUCUUCCUCGACGCCAUCCAGUUCAAAGCAGACGGCACGUACCUCCCGCAGCAGUGGACGCGCUCGCAGUACAAGGGCAAAACUCUCGCCUCCACCUUGGCUGCUGGCGGUGGCUCGACGGCGAUGGCAGUCGUGGCGAGCCUCGACUGCAUCUCGGGCGGGGUCACUCCGGCAGUCUCAACGACCAGCCUGAGCGGUGGCUCGGGGCUCUACACACCUGCUUCCGCAUCACUGGCCAGCCCACCUUCCUUCAGUGCCGUCUCCGUCUCGCACGGCAGCACGCCACACGAGAUCAGCCUUUCCACGCCGACCAGUGCUGGCCUCUCCACGACAGGGUUUCCGGCCCGAAACCUGCCCUACGUGCUGCGUAAUCCAAAGGGACCGCUGGCGAAGGAGCUAAUUGAACUGAACAUCGAUAUUACGUAUAUGCGAGUGGAGAAGAUCGUCUGGGAUCCGCACCACCCCUACACCAUCGCUCUCACCUCACCAGCAACACACUUUGAGAUGUGGCAAGUGCCAACCGACGGCUCCCGUGUCUACGCACCCCAACUGGUGCUACGACCGCCGGCACACAACACGCGCAGUGUCGUUCGCGACAUCGCCUUCUCACCGUCGAAUCCCUAUAUCAUAAUCGUGGUCACGGAGUGCGGUAACACCGGGCAAGUGCUUCUCUACGAUCGUCGUCAGGUGGAAGCAAAGCGGUCCUUCGACAUCAGCGGCCCAGGCCUGUCGGCCGCCUUCCACCCCCUCUUCUCUGACCUCCUCGCCGUGUGCUUCCGCCGCGAGAAGACAAAGUCUGACACACGCAUCGAAUUCCUGCAGGUGAUGUCCGACAGCGGGACUGCCGCUCCGACCAUCGCUGACAGCGCAACGGGUGAGGUCGGGUGGUUGUCAAAGGUUCCCCAGGCAGCAGCGCCAGCGGCACCAGCUGCCUCCUCAGGCCCCGAAAGAGGACCACUUACCGCCCCGUCGCCGGUACCACCUGCUGGUACCGUCACUGAAAGUCCUGACGCAAGCUUCAUCCCUAACAUGAUUCCUACCAGCACGUCUCCGUAUCUCGUCAAGCAGUCGCAUCUGCUCCCUAUCGACAACUACGCAUGUAUCAGCCGAAUGCAAUGGCGACCCUCAUCCAUGGGCAAACUCACGGAGCCGAAGCAACAUCAUUACCUGUCCUUCAGGCCCUCUGCCCAGGAACUCUUCGUGGCGCGCAACUCGCCCAACUUGACGAUCCCGUCCGCCUCUGGCCCCUUCACUUGGGUCGAUCUUCUACACUCACAGUUGUGGUUCGCCUCGGCGGCGAUGACGACUGACACGGACCUCUCCAUCUGGGACGCCACCAACGGCUUCUUUCCUGUGUGCGCUGUUAAGCACCUCUCUCCGCAAGGCGACGCGAAAAGCAGUGAGUCGAACGACUUUGUGUGGCUCAACGAGCUGACAUUGGUGACCAUCUUCAAGAGUGGCGAUGUAGUCUGCACCAGCCUUCUGAACAACCUCCUGGAAGACUCGUUCAUGACCAGCGCUGAACGGGUGCAGCUGCAGACAGCGACGCCGCAGCAACAGCAGCAGCUUCAGCGGCAACGUCAUCAGCUCGAUCUCAACGCGAGAGAUGAACUCGGCGAGCUGUAUACGAGGCGUAUUGUGGAGGUAGAGGCGUGUCUGACCAUGCUACCGGCGUAUGCGCGCGACCCGUACGCGGAUCUGUUCAGCACAUUUACCGUGCUGCCGACCACCUCCAUCGUGUCUGACCUCUUUGGUCGGUCCUACACCAUUCGCAACACAAAUGUGGCCCUGCAGCGAUACUACCAUCAGAUGAUCCGACGCGAGUGCGGCCAACUUGUUCGCCGUCUUGCCAUCCAGGCGUCGAAGGAAGCUGUGCUGCGCCAGCAGUGGACGAAGAGGCGGUACCAGCUCCCAGGCCCCGGUCCUUCCACUGGACCUGGCAAGGCGAGUGGCCUCGCAACCCUGCAGGAGCAGUGGUCACGCCGCCCACAUUCGCCCUUCAUGCAGUCUGGCGUCCCCCUCGCUCGAGCCACGUCGCCUCACGGCUCUGACUCGACACCGCCGAGCCCGCAGUCCAGAAUGCUGACGCGGCGACACCCAUCGGUCGCCUCUCCCUCGUUGGUAGGCGCGCGGCACGCGCCUGUAGUGCCGAACUUAGGGGAGAGCAUGAGCGCGGGGCGUGCUGGAUCUCGCGAGGCCGGCGGUGGCGGUGGCGGAGGCACCGUGGCCGACGCCCUCGGAUUUCCUCAACACCCACUAUCGAGCCUAGAUGACGUGAGCGAGGUAGAAAUGGUGCUCUCGCAGCACGCCCGAGAACCGAGGCGCCACGCCACCGAGGGAAAGAUCGCGGAUCAACUCAUGAAAGAUGCUGAGGUGAGCCGCCGCGUCACCUCUCCAUGCCCUGAGGUGGCGAAUGCGGAAGAAGAAGCGGCGGCGGUGAUUGACGACAAUGACCGUAGCAACUCUCGCACCUCCUCCGCAGCCGCGUGGAUCGGACGACUGUUGGGGUUUUCGUGGCGAGACCGAUUGAAUCACAACCGGUCCAACGAAUCCCGUGGGCAGUCCGUCCUCUGCCCCCCAGGCCUUUCACAGAUGGAAGAUGCAGCUGUCGUCACCAUCUCUGACGACGACGGCCCUGAGGCCUUGGCCAACGUCCUUGACGUGACUUCUAACCUGAGUGUUGUUCCAUCGUCGGACGACGUCGCCGCUGCCGCCUUGCCUCCGUCGCGCCUGCGCCAGCUGCCACCUUGUGCAGUCGGCUAUGGUGGUGCUACUAAUUGCUCAUCUGGUCUCGGUCUCGCCCCGUCCACCGCCACAUCGCCGAUCAGCGUCAUACACGUCGACAACAGCGAUAGCAGCUGUGGAAGUCCACACCAGCUUGCCCCGACAGCUACAGCCUUCCACAUACGUGCGUCAGCGGUACACUGCUUUCCUGCGUACCCUGGCGCCUCGGCGAGCACCACCGCUGCCGUGAAUUCCGCAUUUUCACCACCCCAGCAACGCGUCGGGGGCGGUCGUGGCGGACUCAGCCCCUCCUCACUCCCGCAGGCGAGCUCCUCUGCCGGUGCCCCUACCUCGGUGCUCGGUGACCUUGACAUUAUCGGAGGCAGCAGCGACGUUGUAUUCAUGCAACUCUUUCCGCUGCUAAAUGAGUGUGUGCAAGUGCACAGCGGCAGCUGCAAGGCUCGCUGGCCGUGCGAUGGCAGUGAAGGUUGGCGACUGUCGCCCUUCUCUUCUAGUAUCCCUAAGAGGUCAACACUGUUAGCUAGCGCCGCGUCUCCCUCAACGGCACCUUCCAGCCUCGACGACUCACCCACGUCACCACUUCUGUUGCCGCUUCCCGUGCCGGACUCACUUGGAAGUCGCGCGGCUGGCGGCGCCGUCGCACCCAAGCGCUUGGCGAACGCAACCUCCCUGCUCAUGUCAGCGCAUGCCUAUCUAGAGUCGCAGAGAGUUGUGACCGCGGCAGUGGAGAGCUUCGUGCUGAGUGAUGCAGUGUGUGGAUGGUCAUACUCGGAGAUGCAAGCAGAGCAGCUGGCCUUCGUGCGCUUUGCACUCGAGUGGGACAUGGGCUACGAGCUGGCGCUGGCCAUGAAGGCUUUGCGACACAAGCGAUCGGAUGCCAAAGCGGUGGCAGAUGCGUUAGCAACGGCGCCGCACAGAAAGGACUCUAUGACUACAGCGCAUGCUUGUGGCCCUGCCCGCUCGCAGGUUUCCUCGCGUGAACCAGAAGAACCCAACGACAGCAUCUGGAACGCUCCUCCACGCUCCUGGAGAUCGCAGCAGACGAUGGCCAGAGAGCCGCACCGUCCACAGCCUGGUGGCACCUCCACUGGUGUCGCAGCUGGCCGAGAGCGGCGUCACCAGGGGAAAGGCGGCACAUGCGGCACCCCUCACAGACGUCUUGGUGCGUUGACUGCUGAUCCGACUCGCAUGGUUGACUGGGGAAACGGGGUACCGGUGCCGAGUCACGAGGAUGUCGAUGACAAGGUCGCGGCCAUGAUGGAGAAGAAUGCGCGCAUCUGCGAGCGAAUGCUGCGUCAGCGUCGGGAGACCGGUGGUGCCACCUCUGCGGACAGCGGAGCUCACGCCGAUGGGCGUCGGCCGCAGGGUGGAGGCAACAGUGGGGUUAGGGUCUCUGGCAGUGUCGUGCAAUCCUCUGACGACGCGGCAACGACACGAAACGGCGUAGAAGGUGGUGAGGUGAGUCACCAGGCCACCGCACUCUCUGCAGAGUUGUCCAACGCAGUCGCCUGCGAUCCACGCGCGCAGUGGUGGCGCGCGGCAGCUCAUGCGUGGCGCUCGCACCACGUCUCCUUCAUCAUAUCCAUCACAACACAGCAGCUGGAAUACGCGGCGCUCAUGGGCGACGUGCAGUACAGCCUUGUGCUUUACAUCCUCUUUUGUCUUUGGUGGCGCCUGCACAGCGAGGUCGCGGAGGCGACGUAUGCCAUGGCCCUUGAAGCCCGCGCCAGUGUACACCACGUUGGCAGUGGUGUGAACCGUGACGGUAGCACUGGGGAACGAGACAGACACCGUGGCGUAUCAUCGCAGGAGUGCAGCCCUCACAGCCACGCAGGGUCUAGUCACCGCCUGCACGUUGUUGCGCCCUCUCAAGGGAUGGCAGUAAAAGCAGAGAAAGGCGACGGCAGAGGUGAUGUUGGCGCCUCAAGGAUCGCCGUCGAUACCCCUCUCUCUACAACGGCCCCACCGCUACGAACUGCAUCGACGGACGACGACGACCGCGACGAUGGCGCGGGGAGGGCUCGAAUCGGCUUCCGGUUGAGUAGCGACGCCACAGCAAGUGAAGAAGACGGAUACGCCACAGACAGCAAGAUGCCGUCGCUGGAGAAGGUGAAUGAGCUCCGUCAACUCUGCCUCUUUUUCCUUCAAUGCCCGCUGAUGCCGCUCUCCCCUGACCUGACCCCACAUCAUCUCCAUCAACAGCCUCAUCCAAAUCUGCGCCAAUCCCCCAGCACAGGUGCCCUUUUCUCUGGGACCGGAGGCGGCGCUGAGCCGGGAGACCGCGCCCGCAAUGUCAGCUCACUUCUGGCUCGACCUCCCUCCACAGCGAUACUGGCAGACGGCAGUGGCGGACAAGGGUUGAUAGACGGAUUGGAUAUGGCUGGCAGCCUUGCCAGCGGCGGGUUUUUGCGCACCUCAGACUCGACGCACAGUCUUCCCCCGCGUAGCGAGAACAACAGCUCAUCGCGCCCAAAUGACACACCAACGACGCUUGUCAUGAUCGGCAAUAGUGCUGCGACCGCCAGCUACCGAGGACACGUCACGUCUUCCAUGCUGCAGGCACCGCAGUGGCCUGACAUCAACUCAAGUGAAAACUGCGCUGGCGUCGGCGAUGGGACAACCACAAGCGGUACAAUGCUGGGGGCGUGCAAUGCGUACGUGGACUUGGAGGGACUGCGCGGUGUGCGACUGUACUCUCGCAAGGCUUCGGAUUUGUGCACCACACCGUACUACUGCGCACCAGAGGAGUGGAAGAUACGCGCACUUCAGUGGCUGGAGACCUACACCGCAGACUUGUACGCACGCCAGCUAUACGUCCCACUCAACGAGCUCCUCCUCGUGAUGCCGGAGAUCUUUCGUGAGCCGACGAACCCGGUGCUGCCGCGCGCUGCCGACAUCGCGUACGAGAAGCAGAUGACAUACGUGUACUGCGGCACCUGCUCCAAGACGGAGCUGUGGAGCCGAACCCAGCAGGACACCAUCCCUGCCGCGGUGCGGUUGUACGAUCUGAUCGUGCGCCGUGGCCACCACAGCAGCAGCAGCAGCAGCAAAGGGGACGAAAGCGACAGCGACGGGGGCGUCAACGGCGCCACGAAUGCGAGGGGUGCCGGCGCGCGACGCUCAUGGCGCAAGAGUCGCGGCGAACACGAAGACGCUACGGCCGCGAUUCGAUGUGGAUCAGAAGAGUACUACUACAGAGACGGUGACGACUCGUCGUCUGUCGAAACAACGCCGUCGGUGGAGUCACCAACGUCCUCGAGCCUCUCAGGAGCUGCGGACUGUGAUGGCUCUGGGGCGAGGUUGGCUGAUGGGACGCUGACAUCGCCCGCCGGCUCAGACAUCAGUUUGUCCUCGGACCACAUCACCAAUGAGCCUGCAGGAUCGGACACGAAUGCACUCCAUGAAAUGGCUCCUCUCGAGAAGGCACUCCUUAGCCGAGAGUUAAAGCUGAACGGUAGUAACGGUGGUGCCAGUGGAACUGGAAGGUCUCACCCGAGUACGGCAGCAGGUCCGGCGGCGGCGUUGUUGGUGCCAAGCUCCCAGUGUGUCGCUGCCUCUGCCUCUCGUCCGCUGCUGUGUGGGCCGCACAACCGACGCGUCACGCGUUUCCGCUUCCAUCACGAUCGUCGCAGCCUCGACGACGCCGCCAACAGUUCUCCAGACGCUGAGCGCGAGGAGGAAAACGCCGAUGAUGGGGAAGAGUCACACCUCGCAGGUGCUGCCUUAGACCUUGUCCAUCGUCCUGACAGGCGCACCGCCGUUGGCUGCGGCAAGUGCGACGGGAACCCUACAGCAAACAAUGCGGCGUGUCGGAGCUGCCACGAUCGUGGCGCUAUGACGUGCGUGAUCUGCGAAGAAAUUGUGGAGGGCAUGUUCUUCUGGCUUCGGUCCUGUGGACAUGGCGGUCACGUACACCACAUCGAAGAGUGGUUGCGGUACUCGCAAGAGUGCCCCAAGUGCGGUGUCUCCAUCACCGAGACAUGGAAAGGGAAAUGA
Leishmania braziliensis MHOM/BR/75/M2904 is the source of this 7872-nucleotide messenger RNA. RefSeq lists its product as hypothetical. The transcript has a single exon. Gene Ontology annotation, molecular function: protein binding. Gene Ontology annotation, cellular component: cytoplasm. Bases 1 to 7872 code for a protein of 2623 amino acids. The record is from RefSeq and is a predicted model, not a curated record. Lineage: Eukaryota; Euglenozoa; Kinetoplastea; Trypanosomatida; Trypanosomatidae.